Uranotaenia lowii is the source of this 2484-nucleotide messenger RNA. RefSeq lists its product as uncharacterized. NCBI's taxonomy places the organism in Eukaryota, Metazoa, Arthropoda, Insecta, Diptera, Culicidae. Gene Ontology annotation, biological process: DNA integration. Gene Ontology annotation, molecular function: nucleic acid binding. The record is from RefSeq and is a predicted model, not a curated record. Bases 1 to 2484 code for a protein of 827 amino acids. The transcript has 2 exons.
AUGUCCAACUCCGUUGGCAUACUAUCAGCGCUUCGUGGAGAUUCAUGUGCAGAUAAAAGCCUCGACCUGUCAUCCAGCCUAGCGACCGAGAAAGUAUUGGGGAUGUGGUGGUGUACUAAGACCGACUGUUUCACUUACAAAAUCAACUGGGAUCGGCUAGGACGUGAGCUGCUGGAAGGCAAUCGUUGCCCUACGAAACGUGAGGUACUCCGCACCCUGAUGACCAUCUACGACCCUCUAGGUCUCAUCGCGCAUUUCCUAAUGUUUCUCAAGGUCCUGUUACAAGAGAUCUGGCGGACCCGAGUAGGCUGGGACGAAAACAUCGACGAUAAGUGCUUCGAAAAGUGGCGAAAAUGGCUGCAUCUUCUUCCGGACGUUGAGAACGUCAGUAUUCCACGUCAUCACACCGAGAUCCAGAUGCACACUUUUGUCGACGCGAGCGAAAAUGGCACGGCAGCAGCUGUCUAUCUCCGAUUCGUGGAAGGCGAAAACAUCGAAUGCAGUCUCGUCACCGCUAAGAGUCGUGUAGCACCACUCAAGUAUCUCUCGAUUCCGAGGCUCGAACUUCAGGCGGCAGUAAUUGGAGCCAGAUUAGCUGCGUUUGUGAUGCAGGGACUAUCGAUCAAGGUUGCCCGUCGAGUUUUUUGGUCAGACUCCCGCAACGUUAUCGCCUGGAUACGUGCCGACCAUCGCAAAUACAACGCAUUCGUCGCCGCGAGAGUCAGCGAAAUCCUAGAUCUCACGAGCGUAUCGAGCUGGAAGUGGGUCCCAACGAAGUGGAACGUAGCGGACGAAGGCACGAAGUGGCAGUGUCAACCCUCUCUGACGAACGACAGCAGAUGGUUCAAAGCACCAGAAUUCCUGUGGCAAGCAGAAAAAGAAUGGCCGGAUACCCCGGAAAAACUGACGGAACCGGUGGAAGAGCUGCGAGCGUGCGUCAACGCGCACUUCCCAACGGAAAGCGAGAUCAUCCCAGUUAAAGACUUCUCAACCUGGAGACGAUUGGUCAACACAACCGCCUACGUUUUCCGAUAUCUACGCCAGCUUCGACCAAAGAAAUUCACCCGCACCAUCGAAAUCCUUUCGAGCGAGGAGAUACACCAAGCUGAAGAAUACCUUCUCCGCACCGCACAGCAAGACGUCUUCCGAACCGAGCUCAACAUUCUCCGACGCGACGACCGCAACGCAACGAUUCCCAAGCAAAGUCAGCUGUACAAGCUCAACCCGUUUAUCGAUGAAAGAGGAUUGCUGCGCAUGCACGGGAGAACUGGAGCGUGCAAGUUCCUUGCAGUGGAAAUCGCAAACCCUAUCAUCCUUCCGCGCAACCAUCCAAUAACGAAUCUUAUCGUUGAAAGCUACCACCAGAAGUUCCAUCAUCAAAACCACGAGUCAGUCAUCAACGAAGUUCGCCAGAAAUACUGCAUCAGUUGUCUACGCAGAGUAUACGCCAAGGUCAGGUCCAACUGUCAACGCUGCAAGCUGCGGGAAGCUCGUCCGCGUCCUCCAGCAAUGGCUGACCUACCAAAGUGUCGACUAGCAGCUUUCGUUCGACCGUUCACACAUACCGGCAUCGACUAUUUUGGACCGAUGGAAGUGGCUAUAGGGAGAAGGGUUGAAAAAAGGUGGGGGGUUCUGUUAACUUGUCUCACUAUUCGCGGGGUCUACCUUGAUUUAGCUAGCUCUUUAACAACAAGCUCGUGCAUAAUGGUGAUCCGCAACUUCAUUGUGCGACGAGGAACACCUUCCGUUUUCUACAGCGACAGAGGAACUAACUUCAUCGGAGCCGAUCGGGAGUUGAAGCAAGCCCUGCAAGACGUCGACCAGCACAAGAUGGCUCAGGAGUUUGUUUCGGCGACCACCACUUGGUGUUUUAAUCCACCGGCAGCUCCCCAUAUGGGGGGGAGCUGGGAACGACUCGUGCAGUCCGUCAAGCGCACCUUAGUGGAACUGCAGCUACCCCAUCGCCCGAAGGAGGAAGAACUGAGGAGUGCUCUGGUCGAGAUCGAAGACAUCAUCAACGCACGGCCGCUUACCCAUGUACCCAUCGAAGACGAGGCCGCACCAGCGCUCACACCGAACCAUUGGUUGCUGGGCAGUUCCGACGGAUUCAAACCAUGGACCGAACUGGAAGUCAACUCCAUCGCUUUGAGUCGAGGUUGGCAUCUAUCGCAGCAGAUCGCUAACCACUUCUGGAAAAGAUGGCUGCGGGAGUACCUGCCGGAGAUCACCAGGCGUUCCAAGUGGCAUCAGAACGUACCACCGAUCAAAGAGGGUGACAUCGUGGUCAUCGUCGACUCCGAGCUACCAAGGAAUUGCUGGCCCAAGGGACGAGUUAUCGGAACGGUAAACCGAGACGGGCAGGUGCGUACUGUAACAAUAAAGACGGCGAAAGGUGUCUACGAGAGACCGGCUGUAAAGGUUGCAGUGAUAGACGUGAGAGCUAAGGAGGAGUUUGCUGACUCAGAGGCGGAGUCAGCAAACUAG